AUGGCAAUUCGCUCAUCAGGCCUCCCAGUCGGGGUCAGGUUCCAUCCCACAGACCACGAACUGCUCGAUUACUAUCUCCGCACCAGGAUUGCCAUGGGUGACCACUUUCACUCCGAUUUCGUCGCCGAUUGUCCUCAUUUUUACGGAGACAAUGAGCCCUGGGUUGUCUGGCAAAUCUAUGGCGGCGGUGAGUCCAAGAAAGUGGAGGAUGAAAAGACUCUCUAUUUCUUCACCCAUCGGAGAAGGCUGAGUCCCACCACCAAGCGAUUUGAUCGGAAAGUGGGUUCCGGCACUUGGAGCGGUCAGAAUUCGAGAGAAGUUGAGGAUGAUGGUGUUGUUAUUGGGCUCAAGAGGGAGUUCCGAUACGAGGGCGGUUGUGAUUCUCGUCACAACGACGCUUGGUUGAUGCAAGAGUUUCAGCUCAUUAAUGAUGAUUCUGAUUUUGUACUGUGCACUUUGAGAAAGAACCCUAGAAAGGCACCACCAACCCCAACUGCUCAGGGGAGCAAUGUUGUUGAAAAUACCAGAGUUAAUGACAAAAAGAGAAAGAGCAUUGUGGAUCAACCCAGAAAGCCUAAAUCGAAAAAGCAGAAAAAGGAAGAGAGUUGUCAUCAGGAACAAGAAGGCAGCAGUAUUGUUGAUCAGAUGAAAGUGGGAGAGGCCAAUUAA
This is a messenger RNA of Rosa chinensis, 669 nucleotides long. RefSeq names its product NAC domain-containing protein 101. Gene Ontology annotation, molecular function: DNA binding. The transcript has a single exon. NCBI's taxonomy places the organism in Eukaryota, Viridiplantae, Streptophyta, Magnoliopsida, Rosales, Rosaceae. Gene Ontology annotation, biological process: regulation of DNA-templated transcription; system development. Bases 1 to 669 code for a protein of 222 amino acids. The record is from RefSeq and is a predicted model, not a curated record.